This is a messenger RNA of Acipenser ruthenus (sterlet), 2058 nucleotides long. RefSeq lists its product as uncharacterized. Lineage: Eukaryota; Metazoa; Chordata; Actinopteri; Acipenseriformes; Acipenseridae. The transcript has 2 exons. The record is from RefSeq and is a predicted model, not a curated record. Bases 1 to 861 code for a protein of 286 amino acids.
AUGUCCAGUGACCCCAAGGUAGCAGAAGUUCCCAUCAUUGGCUACAAUGUAAUUGAGGAAGUCAUCAAGGGACAAAUGAGUACAGCUCCUGAUGAGAACACAGCCAGGGUGGUGAGUGGAGCUUUCGCUAUUGAUCCAAAAAUAGCCAAAACUAUCAUCCAUGUGAUGCACUCGUGUCACUUUGACAGUGAAGGUGGUGUAGUCAAGACAGGGAGACGAAGAACUGUCCUUCCUCCAGGGCAAGCCACAACCGCUUUUGACACUGUCGAUCACUCUAUCCUACUAUCCUCUCUCGCUGACCUGGGGAUCUCUGGCACUGCUCUGGCCUGGUUCUCCUCCUACCUCUCCAACCGCACUUACCAGCACAUCUCCACUCUGGCACGCACUUGCCGAUUCUUCCUGAGCAACAUCCGAAGAAUCCGACCCUUCCUCACCAACUAUGCUACCCAGCUCCUGGUCCAGGCCCUGGUACUCUCCCGCCUAGACUACUGCAACUCCCUCCUGGCUGGCCUCCCUGAGUCCGCCACCCAUCCGCUCCAGCUCAUCCAGAACUCUGCUGCCCGCCUGGUGUUCUCUCAGCCUCGCUUCUCCCACGCUACUCCACUACUCCGCUCGCUCCACUGGCUCCCGAUCACCGCUCGCAUCCAGUUCAAGACUCUUGUACUAGCCUACAGAUGCCUUGACCAGACUGCACCCAGCUACCUCCAGACCCUCAUCUCUCCCUACACCCCCACUCGACCUCUCCGCUCCUCCUGCACUAGAAGACUGGCUCUACCUCCUCUACAGCCCGCUCCUUCUCCACCCUCGCCCCACAGUGGUGGAAUGACCUUCCUACAGAUGUCAGGACUGCCCAGUCCCUGACCACAUUCCGGCGCCUCCUUAAGACUCACCUCUUCAAACAGCACCUGUAGAACUCCUCUGUUUUUCCCCUGGGACACUAUCACCCUUCAUUUAAAUGUGCUUUAUUUACUCUUAUCUGCCCCCUAUUUUACUGCAUUUAAUCCUGUACUUCAGAAUACUGUAAUCUGCCAAGUGUUUAAUCUGUAGUACUUUGUAUUUAAUCACAUCCUGAUGUAACUAUCACUAUUUAAUCAUAUCCUGAUGUAACUAUCACUAUUAUCUGCUGUAUUAUUGAAUUGUGUUUUGUCACACUUGUACUUUGCUUGAACAAAAGUUAUUGUAUUUCUUGCUCUUAUUGUAUUACUUGUAUUGUAACACUUGAAAUGUAUUUGCUUACGAUUGUAAGUCGCCCUGGAUAAGGGCGUCUGCUAAUAAAUAAGUAAUAAUAAUAAUAACAACCAAACGAGCAAGAUGGGUGAAUGACCUCCUCUCGUUUGUAAACUUUCUUAUGUUCUUAUGUUUACCAUUGUUGGUAUCCGAGUUAGCCAGCAGUGCAGUGCCACCUUGUGGCCGAAUUAUUAAAGUACACCCCUGCUGGUGUCCAGUGAAUUUCACCUCCCUCCCACAGCUCCUUAUGAACAUUUUUAUUUAUUUAUUUUUUAUAUUUUAUUCAAAGAAAAACAAAACCAAUAAUACUGUAAUAACACAUAAUAUAAAAAUAAACAGCUUGCAUGUUUCCACAGUGUGUUGUGUUACAAAAUGAAAUCUUGUUACAGAAGAUAUACAUUGUUAUAUUAACUCUAUUGUGUGCCAGUGUCUGAGUUAAUAUCAUGUUUCAUAACUGCUGUAUCUGUGUGCCAGUGUCUGAGUUAAUGUCAUGUUUCAUAACUGCUGUAUCUGUGUGUCAGUGUCUGAGUUAAUGUCAUGUUUAAUAACUGCUGUAUCUGUGUGCCAGUGUCUGAGUUAAUGUCAUGUUUAGUAACUGCUGUAUCUGUGUGCCAGUGUCUGAGUUAACUUCUUCAAAUCCAGAUUCAAAAUGAAUGUGCACUCCAGGUACCAGAUUUAGACAUUAUUGUAAUUGAUAAUUUUACCGCUGAAAUUGGUAUGAAAUAAUAUUUGGAAAAAAAAGUCAAUGCAUUUCUAACAUUUUUAUUAACCCUUUAGGCUCCUGUGUGCUGGAUAGUCAUAUUCAAUAAAGCAAGACAGAGAGAAACGCUA